Cyclopterus lumpus (lumpfish) is the source of this 1574-nucleotide messenger RNA. It is a transcript of the gene cenpl, whose product is annotated as centromere protein L. The record is from RefSeq and is a predicted model, not a curated record. Bases 16 to 1164 code for a protein of 382 amino acids. The transcript has 5 exons. Lineage: Eukaryota; Metazoa; Chordata; Actinopteri; Perciformes; Cyclopteridae.
UCCUGGGAAAGCGCGAUGUUUAAAUCUGUUUCCGGUUUCUGUCUGCUUGGGCCGAGUCCGCAAGACAUGGAGCGACAUCACAACAGUGCUACGAGGACCCCCCUCAACAAUGUUGGCGUCCAGAGGAGGAGCAAGAGCUACCGGCUGUCGUACCGCAGCUGCUUGGGCACCGCAGCGUCGCGCCUCGGCCUGACCCCGGCGUUGACGGCACGGCGGCUCAACACCAGCAGGAGGGCCUUAAAGCCGCACGGCGUCGCUGAGAAGGUGGACCCGGAGCAGCUGGCCUUGCUGGUGAAAACCGAGUGGCAGCUGUCGUACGUCACGCCCCUCCAUCAGUUCCGGCACACCCAGCUGAAGAGCUACUCCAGGCGGCUCGCGGCGUUUAUCGCCGCGGGGAAGCAACAGGGUUUGGCGGUGGCGGUGGAGAACCCGCAGACGACGUUCAGGGUCUCCUUCUCCUUGGUGGAGGGGAUGACUGAGUCGGCCGAUGAUGCUGAGACGGUCCUCAUACAGAUCCACGCGAGACCGUCGUUCGCCGGGCAGGACGAGCCGCAGAGGCCGGCGUGGAGCGGCUGGUUGACCUGCGUCAACGGCAACCCCGACUACCUGCGCUCCCUCCCGAAGGACUUCACCUGUCUGCCGCUCUUCGGCAGCAGCGGGGCCGAGGGCCUCGGCGCUCUGGUCAAGUCCUGGUUCCAGCAGUCCUUCGACUGCUGCUUCGGCCCCCUGGAGGUGAGCCACACAAGCCUCCAGUGGCUGAUGGCGCUGUGGACCAACUGCCACACAGAGGCCAGCAUCCAGCACCUCAAGAUGAUUUGGACACUUCCCGCUGUGCCACCGCUGGAGGUCACCUACACGGUUAACCCAGAGGACGCCUGGGAGCUGUGGCGCAGCGUGAGAAAGCAGAAGGAGAAUAGAGGAGGAGGAGGGGAAGAGGAGGAGAACUGUAUCGACAUUGAGGAGGUGGCGGAUUUCGUGCAGGGCCUGAAGAGCCACUUCUACAGACACUUCAGGCUGGAUCUGUCGGCGGGCAGCCUGAACCAGGUCUCAACCGCUCUGGGCUCAGCCAAGCACAGCGGCAGGAUGAAGAUCUCCAACAGUAGAUACAUGACCACCACCCUGACUCUAUUGACGGAGUCCGCCCUCCUCAAAAUGCCCAUCUGAGUGACCGGACACAGACUUUUUAUGCCACCAGGAACGAUAUUCCGAAAGCAGCCUUCAUUUGACAAAACAAUUACUUCCUGCAAAUUGCUUAUUUUUUUAAUUAUAAACAAAGCCAAACUUCUUUUUCGUACUCUUUCCAAAACAUGAAAUGGAGAGUUACUUUUCCAUAAUGUUCUCUCCUGAUGAAAGUCAUAUCCUGGCCUUUUUUAAUGUUUUUAUCCUCCUCGUAUUUUAACUUGAAUGCAAGAAAAUACGGGAAGUCCUGUGGCCAUAAUUAUAUCUGCUGUGCUGGCAAACAUCCACAUGUUCCACCUCUUGUAAAUAUAUACUUGUCCAGCUGUUUAUAUAUUUGUGUCAUUUAUAGUUGUAAAUUAAAGGAGAAAAAAAGGUUUGACUUAUGCAUGAUAAAA